CGCUGGAGGCUCCGGGGCCGCAGCAGAAGAAGAGCAGCGCGGACCGCGGCUCUUCCUCUUCCCUCGGCGGCCUCACAGAGUUUCUGAAGAUGGUCCGCUACUCUCUCGACCCCGAGAACCCGACGAAGUCAUGCAAGUCUCGGGGCUCCAACCUGCGAGUUCACUUCAAGAACACCCGUGAGACGGCCCAGGCCAUCAAAGGGAUGCACAUCCGCAAGGCCAACAAGUACCUGCGGGACGUGAUCGUGCAGCACCAGUGCGUCCCCUUCAGGCGUUACAAUGGCGGCGUGGGACGCUGCGCCCAGGCCAAACAGUUCGGCUGGACGCAGGGUCGCUGGCCCAAGAAGAGCGCAGAGUUCCUGCUGCACAUGCUGAAGAACGCCGAGAGCAACGCCGAACUCAAGGGUCUGGACGUGGACUCUCUGGUCAUCGAGCACAUUCAGGUGAACAAGGCUCCGAAGAUGAGGAGGCGUACGUACCGCGCUCACGGACGCAUCAACCCGUACAUGAGCUCGCCGUGCCACAUUGAGAUGAUCCUGACGGAGAAGGAGCAGAUCGUCCCCAAGCCCGAGGAGGAGGUCGCUCAGAAGAAGAAGGUUUCACAGAAGAAGCUGAAGAAGCAGAAGCUCAUGGCCCGGGAGUAAACACCAAUAAACAGAAACGUUGUCACUCACA
Molecule: messenger RNA, 675 nt
Organism: Scophthalmus maximus (turbot)
Lineage: Eukaryota; Metazoa; Chordata; Actinopteri; Pleuronectiformes; Scophthalmidae
Gene: rpl17
Product: ribosomal protein L17
Exons: 7
Coding region: 90-644 (184 amino acids)
Biological process (GO): cytoplasmic translation
Cellular component (GO): ribosome; cytosolic large ribosomal subunit
Molecular function (GO): structural constituent of ribosome
Source: RefSeq, a predicted model, not a curated record